This is a messenger RNA of Rhodotorula toruloides NP11, 1092 nucleotides long. RefSeq lists its product as uncharacterized. NCBI's taxonomy places the organism in Eukaryota, Fungi, Basidiomycota, Microbotryomycetes, Sporidiobolales, Sporidiobolaceae. The coding region runs from base 1 to 1092 and encodes 363 amino acids. The record is from RefSeq and is a predicted model, not a curated record. The transcript is spliced from 4 exons.
AUGGCUCGCCGACAACGCCACGAACCGCUCGCAAAGCACGACGACUUUCUUUCCGAGUCGGAUCUCUCGUCCUCCUCUUCGGAGAAAGAGAAGCGACGCUCGCACAGUCCUGGCGCAGUCUACCGCGACAACCCUUCUCGCAGCUCGCUCUCUAGGCGUUCGACUUCGGCGCGGGAGAAGCGGAGCGACGCGAGUAGCGACGAGUCGGUGAAUUCGGAGGACGAGGAGGAUGAGGAGAAGUUGAUCGGUAGGCCCGCAACUGGCGAUACAAAGUCGGUUCGGGCUGGUGCCAAGAAGCAGAAGAAGCAGAAACGGUUCUGGGAGAUGAGGAGCAUGGAUAGCGGGCAGGCGCAGCCGGCUCAGGCAGGACAGUCGAGCAACGGAAUGCUCAUCUGCGGAAUCGUGACCGUCAUUGUCCUCGUUUUGCUCGGCGUCGGCGGAUACUUCAUGUACAAGCAAGGCAUGCUCAGCUCAAUCUUCCCCGACUCGGCUGCGUCGUCGUCCACGACGUCUCCUGUCGCUGAAGCUACAGGCGGCGCGGCGGUACCGACUGGAGGCGGAAUGACCGACACGGCCGCAAUCACCUCUAAUACCGACGCUGCAGCGACCGGCGCUACCUCCGCUGCGACCGACUCGUCCGCUACCGACAGCUCCGCUGCAAGCGGCAUGGCCUCCGGUGCCAGCGGUUCCGCCUCGAGUGGCGCAAGCGAUGCCAGUGGCUCAGCUUCUGCCUCCGCUUCAGGGUCAGGCUCAGCCAGCGGCAGCGAGUCUGGCACACACUCUGGCAGCCACACCAAGAGCGGCCACGAGGACAAGUCCAAGUCGAGCGACAAGACCAACCUCCUGACGGGCAUGCCGAACCUCUUCACCCAGACGCUCGUCACGACUAUCGAUGGGAAACCUACGACGCAGAGUGGGUACUGGGCGAACGACGGACUUCAGGGCGGGGGAGGGACCGAAUUCAAGUCGCACUGGGUGCCGAAGCCGACGAAUCUUGAGCGGCUCAGGCGCAGGGUCGGGUAUGGCGAGCUGCCGCUCGCACAGGCUUCCCUCACGACUCUCCUCCCCGUCCAGACGGCUGCGCCGGCGUAG